AUGAAGGUUUCGCUCUUUAUUACUCUGCCAUUUGCUCUUGGAGCCACCGCGGCAGCCGUAGCCGUCGAGCCCCGCGACGACUUCUCCUGGCAGUGCGUCCGUCGCUACUGCGACGGCCUCAGCGGAUACAACGGGGGCUACAACGGAGAGGGCGGCUAUGGCGACGGUUACGACCCCAGGCUGUGCUGCGACGAGGUGGAUCAGUACUGGUACGGCUACUGCAACAGGUACAAUUACAACUGCCAGUGCGGACAGGGCUGCGACCGCCAGGACGACGAGGACAUCAUCUUCAACAGUUUCAAUGUGGAUUGA
Messenger RNA from Thyridium curvatum, 312 nucleotides. RefSeq lists its product as uncharacterized. The record is from RefSeq and is a predicted model, not a curated record. Lineage: Eukaryota; Fungi; Ascomycota; Sordariomycetes; Thyridiales; Thyridiaceae. The transcript has a single exon. The coding region runs from base 1 to 312 and encodes 103 amino acids.